Daphnia carinata is the source of this 1322-nucleotide messenger RNA. Its product is annotated as serine-rich adhesin for platelets-like. The record is from RefSeq and is a predicted model, not a curated record. Lineage: Eukaryota; Metazoa; Arthropoda; Branchiopoda; Diplostraca; Daphniidae. Bases 119 to 1270 code for a protein of 383 amino acids. The transcript is spliced from 4 exons.
AUGGUCAGUAUAUAAAUGCUGAUGUGGUACCUCAUUGGCAGUCCAGAAUUGCACCAGCUCUUCUGGAGGUGAGCCGCUGAAUCACCUGUGUCUACAAUCCAUCCUACAUUUUUACAAGAUGAAAUUUGCCCUUCUUCUUUUAUUGGCGUUGGUGGUCAUCUCCCAACAAUUUUACCUUCGUCAGCCGUCUUCUCGAGUAUUUUGGGCGCCACCUUACACGUCCCCUCACGCUGCUAACAAUUACCGGCCGCUAAUAUUUAUCACGCACGAAGACUUCAAUCCCAGCUUCAUACCAACCGAAGGUCGCAAUCAUACAGACGAUGACCAAAACGAAUUUCCCGAUAUCCAAUCAAGAGUCAGAGGCUUCUCAAAUAAUCGAAUGUCUCCCCUGAAUAACCAAAAAGGGAGAUUUUUAAUCGGUGGUUUUGGAACCAAUGGCCUCACCUACAACGGUUACUACAAUACUGACAAGCGCUUUUAUAAAACAUUUACUACCUUAACCACUACAACUAGCACGUCCUUAAGCACAAUAUUCGCUACUUCGAUCAGCACUUUAGUUACCGUAUCAACCAGCACAACAAUCAGCACAUCCAUCACUUCAACCACCAGUACCAGCACAGUUGUAGUGUCCAACACAGCAACUUUGACUGUGGCUUCACUAGUUACUUGUGUUCCACAGUUCCAAGUUGUGGUAGGAGCAGUGGCUUGUGCUGCUGGACGCAGGAAACGUCAAAUCAACGAUUCUGAACAAUUCAUUAUCGCUCCUACAGAGACACUCGAGUUAACAACGACAGCUCUUCCGUCAUUAGAUGUGGAACAAUCAACAGAAUCGGAUCUACCUGUCGAGGAUGAACAAAAAAAUGUGAAUGCAUUAGCUUCGUCUAAAGAUGAAACUCAUCUCAACGAUGAGGAUAAUUUGAGAGAAAAACGUUUCUUAAAUAGAUACCAAUUUUCUACAUCUACUAGCACAUUGCUAACAACAUCUACGACGACUUCUACGUCUGUGUCAACAUCGACGUCGAUCAUAACUGUUCCCACAACAUCAGUAACUGUAUCGACAUCCAUAUUGACUUCUCUCACAACAACAACGAUGACUUCAUUUGUAUUUGUAAACCAAACAAUCACCCAAACGGUGAAUCUAAUUAAUCCAGCACCAGCUGUUCAAUGUGCUGGAGAUACGACUGGUGACAAUGUUGUAACCGGGCCAGGUGAGUGCGUACCUGUCGCAUGUCUACCAGCAGGUUUCGUCGUAUGCGCUGCUGCUGGUUAAUUGCCUUUUCUAAAACACUACAGCAACUAUUUGAAAACUAAGUUGUAUCUGC